Messenger RNA from Prorocentrum cordatum, 358 nucleotides. The record is from the annotation of a GenBank genome assembly. Lineage: Eukaryota; Dinophyceae; Prorocentrales; Prorocentraceae.
GACGUAGGCAGCACAUCUGGAUCAGGGCGCUACGGCACGGGCAUCUGCAGAGGAUGUCCAAAGGCUUGCGAGGGGCCCUGGCCAAGCUGCAGUCGCACGGCAUGUGGACCCCAGCUCGGAGGCAGGAGGCAGGAUACACAGACGACGCGGUGUGCGAGUUCUGCGGACACACCCCAGCGGACCUGGAGCACGAGUUGUUCUAUUGCUCGGUGCACGAGGCGCAGGGGGAUGGGGAGCACAGCCCGUGCCCCGACGACGUCUUGCAAGUGAGGAAGGGCAUCUGGCAGCAGGGUCAGACGGGCGUGGGCCGGGAGUGGGAUUUCUCGUCGGUCGACCUGCUCUACGCCCUGCACAUGAG